Molecule: messenger RNA, 4160 nt
Organism: Hyalella azteca
Lineage: Eukaryota; Metazoa; Arthropoda; Malacostraca; Amphipoda; Hyalellidae
Gene: Fkbp14
Product: FK506-binding protein 2
Exons: 4
Coding region: 80-682 (200 amino acids)
Molecular function (GO): calcium ion binding; peptidyl-prolyl cis-trans isomerase activity
Source: RefSeq, a predicted model, not a curated record
AGACGUGUUGUUUUGACCCUAAACGCAUCAGAAAGCUGGGAGUAUUUGAGCGUGCCGGAGUGAAAAGAAAUUCUGGAAAAUGUUCCGCUCAAUUUUAUUCCUUACUUUUAUUUCGCUAGCAUUUGCUAGUGAGUUAGUUGUUGAAAAUGUUGUUACAAACGAAUGUGAAGUUAAAUCUAAAUCAGGAGAUAUGCUUUCUAUGCAUUACACCGGCACAUUGGAGGAUGGAACGAAAUUCGACUCCAGUGUGGACCGAGGAGACCCAUUCUCGUUCCAGCUUGGAGUGGGUCAGGUGAUCCGGGGCUGGGACGAGGGUCUGGUUGACAUGUGCCCCGGGGACAAGAGGAAGCUCACCAUCCCUGCUGACAAGGCUUAUGGUGAUCGCGGUGCUGGUGACAUCAUCCCACCAGGUGCGACGCUGUUGUUCGAUGUAGAGCUGCUGGAGAUCGGGGAGGCGCCGCCCCAAGUGAACGUCUUCAAGGCAAUAGACAAGGACGAGGAUAACAAGCUCAGCAAGGAGGAGGUGCUGACGUACAUCCAGGAGCAGAUCCCAGCCGAGGAGAUGGAGAAGGGUCAGGACCCCGCCAAGAUCACUGAGGAGAUCUUCCACCACGAAGACAAGGAUCGUGACGGCCACAUCUCACAUGAAGAGUUCUCGGGACCCAAGCACGACGAGCUCUAGGACGUCUAGGGCAUCUAGUAUGAGUGAUGGUGACCUACAACUAGGCACCUAGAUAAUAGCGAAGGAUGAGUUGUGGUACAACUAGAGUAUGUGCUGCAUCUAUUGGUGGCGACACUAGAUCAUUUUAUCGAUCUUGAGUCGUAGAUCUUUGGCGGAUCAUGUUACGAAUGUUUGGGCGUCAUUGCUCCAUCGAUCAUCUAAUUAUCUAGAUGAUCGAUCAUCUUCAUUCUAUCUCAUCCAGACCUUCUAUAUACCUAUCAUUCUGACAUUUUCGAGAUCAUUUAAAUGUUUCCUUAGAUCACCAGAUCUAAUCUAGCCCAUCCAGAUCUUCCCUAGAUCAUCCUGAUCUUUUGCUCACGGCGUGGAUGACUAUGCCCUCUAACGUCCUCAUCUUGUGAUCCUUUCUGUUGAUCCAAUUGCCCGAUAAUCCAGCGUUAUAUUAUAUGGAUCUAUCUCCUUUUAUUCGUAAUUUACAUAUUUAAUCAUAUUUUUUAUUAAUAAUUUAUUGGUUUUAUGACUAAUUAUAUGUAUCUUGUAGAAACUGGCUUUCAUAAAGCCUGUGAACCAGUUUAACUGAAUGAGGUUUUACGCUCGUCUCAGACGAUUUAUUCAAUAGGGUCUUCUGAUCCAUUGCAAUUUACGGUUUUAGCGGUCGCCUGAACUUUCUUCAGCAGAAUAAUUCAAGUGUACAAUUUUUGGCGGACAAUACAGUUCUUUCUCUAAGGCCAAUAAUUUAAAAUUAUCCAGAUUUCAUCCAUGUCAAUGCCAAAUAUGCAGAAAUUUCGAAGAUUAUAUUUUUUAAUGAAAAUAUUAAAUUUGACAUUUAAAUAGGCAGUAAGUUCUAAUUUCUGUCCUGCUUUUUUUAUAAAUUCGUAUCUAUUAAUUUUUAAUUUAAUUCAUUGUAAGGAGCUCGAUGAUUUCCUAACAACUAUUCGCAGCGGUCUCUCGCUUGCAUUAUUUUGACGAGUUUUAUCAGACAAAUUCAGCUUCCAUCUGUGAGCGGUGUCAAUUGGUAGAAACUAUUUAAUUAAUUAUACGGUUAGUGUCUCCUAUUUGUAUAAUUGGUAUCUACGAUACGUGGUACAUUUUAAUGCCUGUGAAGGGUGGUGAAUUUUCUUAUCUAUGAUGCGUGGUACACUUUCUUAUCUAUGAUACCUGGUGCAUUUUAAUGCCUAUGAAGGGUGGUGCAUUUUUUAUCUAUGAUGUAUGAUUCAUUCCGUUAUCUAUGAUAUACGAAGCAUUUUCCUCCGCUCUGAUGAGAGAACGUUAUUUUCAAAGUUAACUAUAUUUUAUGCGAGAGUCAAAUACAUCUCAAUGUAUUUUUAAAAUACUUUUUAUGUAUGUCGAUAUAUAUGACUGAGAGCUUUGUAAUACAUAUGAUGCUGUAUUUUCUGAAUAUUAAGCGCGAGUAAGCGUAGUUUUCAUGGCUGUUUUUGUAUUUUGUGUAGUGUGAUCGUUACUAUCGUUGUUGUUUUUGCGUGGUUGUGGUUUUCAACAUUUGACGAGUUAGUGUUCAGACUUGAGAGUAGGUGCUAAUGUGUCCAAUGUACUUGGUGUUACAGGCAACAUCUGAAACACUUUUUCUAGAUCAGAGGACUUUCCUGUUAGUUCUGACACCGGCAUUUGUAUGUGUUGCGUCUUCGUGUUCGUGGAUUAUAUUCGUUGUACGUGUCUUGUGAAAUAUAUUCGUGUUGUAGGUAAUAAGAUGAGUGUUAUUAGUGUGGUGGUUAAGUGGUCGUAGUUACUAGUUACUAGGUUUAUAAUAACAAACAAGGUUGUUAGGUGCCGUUGUUAUAGAUCCACUGCCAUGAUUGCAAGGCUAAAGUUCUUGCCGCGGGUAAUUGUGAUGAAAGACGCAACAAAUAAUAUAAUUAUUGAUCCAAUUAUUCUGCCCAUUCCUCUGAAGUUGAUUUGUUAUGGCACAUACUCUAUAUUGAUGAGAUUUUUUCCCCACAUUUUAUGUUAGAAGGAAGACGUUGUUACUGUUACCUGUCGUUAACUUGACAUUAUUAGUCUCAAAGUUCGUUGUGCUUCUAUUUAGUCUUUGUCUGCCUAUACAUAUCAUAAACAUUGUUAAAAAUUUGUUCAACUGAUGGUACUUGGAAUUUAACCUGCUAUGCGGCAUGUCUGGCGGGCGCUGAUUGGCUGACAGCUUUUAGUUGCACCUUGCUACGCGGCAUGUCAGGCGGGCGCUGAUUGGCUGACAGCUUUUAGUUGCACCUUGCUACGCGGCAUGUCAGGCGGGCGCUGAUUGGCUGACAGCUUUUAGUUGCACUAAGACCGUUGACUUACUAUGUAAAUCGCCAACUGUAAAAACUUCUUUGAUUGCCAAGAAAAAAAUAGUGCAAGUUCUCGAAGGUAUUGUUUUCUUGAAAAUUGCCGGGAAAAUAUUAACAUUUGCAGUGUUAUUAUGCGAAUUUUCGGGGUCGAGUGUGAUGCAUAGCUAGCGGUGGUUCUUUGCUUGAGGUCAUGGCAGUGCAUCUUCUAUGUUGUUUUUUUAAUACUCUUGUUGUAUUGAUACGAUUUCGACACAUUUGUGCUGAUGCCACUUCUCAACGACCGUGUGCUAAAAAACUCAAUCGAGACUUGAUUUGUCGCAAUCAAUACCACGAAUUGUUGUUUUACGCAUUAAAGUGCCCUGCACAUUUCAACUGAAGUAAAGAUUCUGCGGCGACUUUCAUAAAUGAUUUGUAUCGUUACGUUCUAGGGCCACAAAAUUCUUGCGCACAUUCGAAGUUGCGUUUCGGCUCAGUGUGAAGGGAUCGCUACGUCCGCACUUUGUUCGUACAUGCACUACGUGGAGCUUGAAACACGCCUUGUGAUUGGUUGGUACGCUUCACUUUUUUGACCAAUCAAGGGGGCAGAUGAGCUCGUCUUCUGCUGUUGCUUCCGUAGAUUAGUUAUUUUUUAUAUGAUAAGAGCGAGCAGUAACCGAAGCUUAUUUUUCGCAGACGGUCUCAAAUAAUCUUUUUUUCUGUAAGAUGAACACCGGCGCUGGUGAAACCCGAGCCAUUUUUACACACACUCCAAGCAAUGAAUUGGUUACUUUGUCCAACUAGUGACAUACUUUCUUACCCACAGCACGAGCAGAGAGCUGAAGUAGCUUUGAUCCGCCAUUUGGCCGGGCCAUACUGGCUUAGGAUGGCCUUCACAAGGGCAAAAGAUGCAUCGCUAUUGAGACAAAGUGUCAUUUCUUUGAGUGCACUAAUAAGGCGUUACUGAUCGAGCCAAUAAGGUUUGGGUUGUUGCUCAAUGGAUUGUUGUGGUCCACCAACUCUAAAUUAAUUUAUUUCUAUUCUAUUCACAAUCUAAUACUUAAUUUGUUUUAAAGAACUCUAGGUGACAAUUGUGUACUUGUUGAGAUGAAUUUAUGAUUGUUGGUGUGCUGUAGAUCAUUCUAUGUGCGGCUGUAUUGAGCUUCCAAGAGCAAGCCUUGCCUUCUCCGUCGCACCUAAUUACUAAUAAACCGUAUUCUUUC